AUGACACGCAGCAAAGCAAAACAAUUAACUACGAUUACGCAUAGCUCACCGUCGACCGAGCACACCUCUCACACAUCCUCGAGACCAUCAUCUUUGUCCUCUCUUGGCUCAUCGCCCUCACCCCCACGAACUCGCACGCAUACACGCAACAUAUCUGACUCUACAGAUUCUACCGACAACGCACACACCGCCAUGUCGACAAACUCAAAGGUGGCUCGUGUCGACCAACCCUCUGCAAGCAAACCGCCAUUCCUCACGGCUGGUGAGCUGACUCCUGAAGCGCUUCGGGCCUGGGAGAUGGGAUGCACGCAGUUCUUCCUGCACAAGGAUGUUAAGGACAUGGAGAUGGUAAAGAAAGUCGCAUGGGGCAUGCAGGAGCCGGUGAUACAAGACUGGUACAGUAAUAACCAAGCUCGGCUGGAUGCUCUUACGUUCAAAGACUACAUGACCGAGGUCCGCGACUACUGGCUCCCAUCUGGGUGGGCAGACACGGUCUGUCGCAAAAUGCUGGCGUCAACACAGGGCCAACGACCCUUCCAUGAGUGGGCGGUGGACUUCCAAGGACGUAAUACCUUGUUACGGGGUACUACCUCCCAUCUUGUGGACGCUAACAUCUUGUACCACCUGGAGGCACACAUGAACCCGGAUCUGGCAGUGGAUUACCAGGCCGAACAAAUCUCUGAAACUGAUCUUCACAAGUGGAUCGAGAAAGUACGUUUGCUAGAUGAGAGGCGUUUGCGGUACCUUGUGAGGCAACGAGAGGUGGUCGAAACAGCCUUGCGUGCUGAUCGUGCUCGCACUGGUGGAGACAAGAAACUCACUGCGGGUACACGUUUCAACUUGAAGCAAGGACAGAGCGCAACGUCCUCAACUGCCUCUUCCAAACCCUUCACACGCCUUCCUGCAUUAACAGACAAUGGGCGACAGCUUCUAAGGGAUAACGAUGGGUGCUUCAAAUGCCAAGAACCAUUCGCAGGUCAUACGUCAAGCAAUUGCCCCAAAGGCUUCCCUGACGGUAGCGCCUACAAAACGUUGACGGCGGCUACAAUCAGUGCACGGAAGUCCAAGAAAUCCAAUGGAGUCAUCGCUUCAAUAGAUGUUGAUGGAGAGAACACGGUCGCGGUCGUGAUGCCGUCCGCAGUAUUGGGAGACAGUACAGACUCUGAGGAGUGCGUUGCUCCCUUGCAGACUCCUCACCUUCGUUGGGAUUGUCUUGUGACUGGACCUGCUGUUUCUUCUCCUAUGCGUAUUUCUGCACUUAUUGACCACGGUUCCUCCUUAGUUCUGAUUGACGAGGCCCUCACACGCAAGCUCGGGUUACACGUGCGACAACUACCCAAGCCUGUCCCGAUAACGCUUGCAGUUUCACAAAAAACAAAAACAAAGCUUGGUCCUGUCGCAAUACAUCAAACUUUCUUGUUCUUCGCCUGA
Suillus discolor is the source of this 1431-nucleotide messenger RNA. RefSeq lists its product as uncharacterized. The transcript has a single exon. The coding region runs from base 1 to 1431 and encodes 476 amino acids. The record is from RefSeq and is a predicted model, not a curated record. NCBI's taxonomy places the organism in Eukaryota, Fungi, Basidiomycota, Agaricomycetes, Boletales, Suillaceae.